UUCAACUUUAAAAAUGUGGUUUGAUAUAAAACGAAUGCAUGUUGGCGAAAUAGCAUUUUAAUUGUAAUCUCUCAUCAUGGACACAGCUUUUAAAUAUCUGUUUACUCUUGCCAUAUCUAUCAUUGCUAUGUGUCAAGGCAGUCAUUUUCGAGGAGGAGCAAUAAGUUGGAAACCAACCGGAAACGGUCGAGAAAUCGAAUUUACGUAUAAGCUUGGCUGGACAUUCAGUCAUGGCGCAGGCUGUACUUCUUCGCUUGUUGGUUCUUAUGUGAAUAAAACUCUUUUCGACUGGAAAUGUACCUACGGAUGCGGAAGCGGAUCAAUUACAUUGUCAUCAAAAGGAUAUACAUGCAUAUCCGCCAGCAGCUCACAAAACUGGGAAUUAGGGGAAUAUUCCUUUUCAUAUACGUUUAGUUCAGAUGGAAAAUUCACCGUUAGUUAUUCAAGUUGUUGCUGGAUAGCUUUAGAUUAUGGAACAGGAUCAACGGACAUAAGCCUUGCAACCACCGUAGAUUUACGAUUACGAUCAGACUUGAAAGUUCCAAACACUAGUCCUGUUGCCUCUUCAAAACCUUUAUACACGAUUAAACAUGGAUGCACAGAGACAAUAAAGAUACCAGUAAUAGACAAAGAUGGAGACAAUGUUAGAUGUAGAUGGGCUGUAGGAGAUGAGUGCGGUGGGGCCUGCUCGAGAAUUCAGAAUGCAGUCUUAGACGCUGACAAAUGUACACUGACCAUAGACGCUAUAGGAAACGCGGAUGAUACUUAUGCCGUUGCUAUGGUGGUAGAGGACAGACCCAAUAGUACAAUAACUUUAGGUGACGAAACUUUCACAUCUAAAGAUACUUUGUCAAGCGUUCCUAUUCAAUUCCUGGUCAACACACCUGAUAUUCAAUCUCGAUCAUGUUCGGAGAAACCUGUUUUUGUAUAGCCUACACCAGUGGAAGGUGAAGUCAUAGUUGUGCCACCGGCAAAGGCGCUUGUCCUUAGUGUGUAUGCUACAUCUGAAGGGUCUAGUAUCAAGGAAUUUCUGUCAGUUGGACCUCCGGGGAUGCAAAAAUCAACGAUUCGCCAAUUAAGCCAUUCACCCCAGGUAUAUUCUGUUGGUCUAACAUGGGUACCAACACCUGCUGAUAAAGGUUCACAUUCACUGUGU
This is a messenger RNA of Ruditapes philippinarum (Manila clam), 1156 nucleotides long. Its product is annotated as integrin beta-like protein C. The record is from RefSeq and is a predicted model, not a curated record. NCBI's taxonomy places the organism in Eukaryota, Metazoa, Mollusca, Bivalvia, Venerida, Veneridae. The transcript is spliced from 7 exons. The coding region runs from base 77 to 931 and encodes 284 amino acids.